Molecule: messenger RNA, 2542 nt
Organism: Exophiala xenobiotica
Lineage: Eukaryota; Fungi; Ascomycota; Eurotiomycetes; Chaetothyriales; Herpotrichiellaceae
Product: 1,4-alpha-glucan-branching enzyme
Exons: 4
Coding region: 209-2308 (699 amino acids)
Biological process (GO): glycogen biosynthetic process
Cellular component (GO): cytoplasm
Molecular function (GO): cation binding; 1,4-alpha-glucan branching enzyme activity; hydrolase activity, hydrolyzing O-glycosyl compounds
Source: RefSeq, a predicted model, not a curated record
GAUGAAAUGCGAAUAAACAGCUCAAUUCAACAUUUUUCCCAGUCGAGGUUCAAAAUCACUUCAAGGGCUUCGUUCUGUUCAGAUUCUGCAAUAAAUAUCCCUUGACCACGGAUUUCGUACUUUCACGCAUUUUGUCAAGCUGUGCCAUUUCAUAUCCUGCCCUCUAGUUACAUAUUCCUUGUACAGCUCAGUGCUCGUUCAGUCCACCAUGGCGUUGAACCAAGCUUCGGAGAACUCAAUUAUGGCGCAGCCCGCCUCGAAAGAAGCUGCUCCUGAUGGCACAGGUGUGGUCCAAUUGGACCCCUGGCUCGAACCGUUCAAGGACGCCCUCAAGCACCGGUUUGCGAAAACCCAAAAAUGGAUCAAGACGAUCGACGAGACAGAAGGAGGGUUGGACAAGUUCAGUCGAGGUUACGAGAAGAUGGGCUUCACUUUUGGCCCAAAUGGAGACAUAACAUAUCGAGAAUGGGCGCCUAAUGCAGAGCAAGCCUACCUCAUCGGAGAGUUCAACAACUGGAACAGAGAGUCUCACCCGAUGAAAAAGAACAACUUCGGUGUAUGGGAGCUGCACCUCCCUGCAAGAGACGGAGUACCUGCCAUUGCCCACAAUACAAAAUUGAAGAUUUCCAUGGUGAUACCGGGAGGAGAGAGAAUAGACAGAAUACCAGCAUGGAUCACAAGAGUCACUCAAGAUCUGUCAGUAUCCCCGGUCUACGACGCCGUGCUGUGGAACCCACCCGAGUCGGAAAGAUAUGUCUUCAAGAACCCUCGCCCUCCUUAUCCCAAGAGUGUCCGCAUUUACGAGGCGCACGUUGGCAUAUCCUCACCUGAGCUCAAAGUCGCAACUUAUAAAGAGUUCACCAAGAAUAUGCUCCCCAGGAUCAAAUGGCUAGGCUACAAUGUCAUCCAACUGAUGGCCAUCAUGGAGCAUGCCUACUACGCUAGUUUCGGCUAUCAAGUCAACUCAUUCUUUGCCGCAAGCUCCAGGUACGGCACCCCGGACGAUCUGAAAGAGCUCAUCGACACAGCACACGGUAUGGGCAUCACAGUCCUUCUGGACGUCGUCCACUCCCAUGCAAGCAAGAACACUUUGGAUGGUCUCAACAUGUUCGACGGCAGCGACCACCUCUAUUUCCACGAAGGCGCCAAAGGCCGCCACGAGCUCUGGGACUCUCGUCUGUUCAACUACAGCCAUCACGAAGUCCUGCGCUUCCUCCUCUCUAACCUCCGCUUCUGGAUGGAAGAGUAUCAAUUCGAUGGCUUCCGCUUUGACGGCGUCACCUCCAUGCUCUAUACUCACCACGGCAUCGGCACGGGCUUCUCCGGCGGUUACCACGAAUACUUCGGCCCAGCCGUCGAUGAAGAUGGCGUGGUGUACCUCAUGCUCGCCAACGAGAUGCUACACAACAUCUACCCCAAUUGCAUAACCGUUGCGGAGGACGUCUCGGGAAUGCCGGCGCUAUGCCUGAAACUCUCCCUCGGCGGCGUUGGCUUCGACUACCGUCUCGCCAUGGCGAUACCGGACAUGUACAUCAAGUUGCUGAAAGAAAAGUCCGACGACCAAUGGGACAUCGGCAACCUCGCAUUCACCUUGACCAAUCGGCGCCACGGUGAGAAAACCAUCGCGUACUGUGAGUCGCACGAUCAGGCCCUUGUCGGCGACAAGAGUCUCAUGAUGUGGCUUGCCGACGCGCAGCUGUACACGCACAUGUCGACACUGACUGAAUUCACGCCGACCAUCGAACGCGCCAUGGCCUUGCACAAAAUGAUCCGCCUGGUCACUCACGGCCUGGGCGGCGAAGGAUACCUCAACUUCGAGGGUAACGAGUUCGGACAUCCCGAGUGGCUGGACUUCCCGCGCGCCGGGAAUGAUAAUUCAUUCUGGUAUGCACGUCGUCAAUUCAACUUGACUGAGGACCACUUAUUGCGGUACAAGUUUCUGAACGAGUUCGACCGGGCUAUGCAGUGGACCGAGGAGAAGUACGGAUGGCUACACUCGGCGCAGGCGUAUAUCUCGUUGAAGAACGAAAGCGACAAGGUCUUGGUGUUUGAGCGCGCCGGGUUGUUGUGGAUUUUCAAUUUCAACCCCACGAAGUCGUUCACCGAUUAUCGUGUUGGCGUCGAGAUUCCCGGAGUGUACAGAAUUGUGAUUGAUACCGAUGACCCGCAGUAUGGCGGGUUGGGACGGAACGCAAAGGAAACGAGGUUCUUUACGACGGAUAUGCCAUGGAACAAUCGAAAGAACUUCACACAGGUUUAUAUUCCUACGAGGACGGCUCUGGUCCUGGCGCUCGAGAGCACUUUAUGAGCAAAUCGACGCCUCCCCUUGGGGUUCGAUCAGUUGGCAUAUAUGAUGAUGAUGAUCAGUAAGCUAGGUAGACAGAUGGCGUAGUAGCUACGAGGCGUUGCUCGCUCAACAAAUAAUCAACAUAUCGAACGAGAAAAGCUGGGAUCAAAACAUCCAUUCACAUUGCUCUUGUGAAUUUGCUAGCUCAUUGCCUUCGCCAUCGAUAUAGACUGGUCGCUAACGAACAAGUACAAG